AGUAUAUUUGCUUUGUAUUAGUGAAUUCUGAACCCUUACAACUACUCCCAAGGGGAGUAUUUAUAGAGAAAAUUAGGGCUGGGCUUCCAAGUCUUGGGCUUGGGAGGCCCAUUUACAAUAGGGCCACUAAUGGGCCGGAUACAAAGUGUAUAGAAAUGAUAAGUAUAAAAUCUCGUUCUAGAGGCUAUCUAUGGCCGAUGAGGGCAUGGCCGAUGAGGGCAUGGCCGAUGAGGUCACCCGGUUCUCCUGACUUCUGGAUCAUAUUCUGGGUGGCCUUCUUUCUGGCCGAUGAGGGCUUGGCCGAUGAGAGCAUGGCCGAUGAGGGCACCCGGUUCUCCGGGCUUCUGGAUCAUAUUCUGAGUAGACCUUUUCCUGGCCGAUGAGGGCAUGGCUGAUGAGAGCAUGGCCGAUGAGGGCACCCGGUUCUCCGGGCUUCUGGGUCAUAUUCUGAGUAGACCUUUUCCUGGCCGAUGAGGGCAUGGCCGAUGAGAACAUGGUCGAUGAGGGCACCCGGUUCUCCAGGCUUCUGGAUCAUAUUCUGAGUAGAUCUUUUCCUGGCCGAUGAGAGCAUGGCCGAUGAGGGCAUGGCCGACGAGGUCACCCGGUUCUCCUGACUUCUGGAUCAUAUUCUGGGUGGCCUUCUUUCUGGCCGAUGAGGACAUGGCCGACGGAGGUACCACUUGGUAGUCCUUGCUUUUUAUUGCUUUCUGGAUGAUUUCAUGCAUGUGGAGGCCGAUGUAGUCCCCCAGUCCCCCACUCCUCGAGGCUCAUGUAGUGAGGUGAAGAGGAGUAGAGCAAUACACGUUUUCAAUAGGGGGCCGAGUGUCGACACCUUUUGAUCCACAAUGGGGCGGUGCCUCGUUAAAAACCUCAUUAGGAAAACCCCUGUGGGAAAAAAUCCUAAUGAGGGAAAAAGAGCACACCGGAUCCCCCAAAAUGAACUCCAAGGGGUGAACCCUUCGGCCUAGGUGUGGAGCUGAAGCGGUGUCCGUCUGAUGAGGGGACGCCCGCCUGGAGGUGAGGACGACGACGCUGAUGAGCCGGUCCGAAUAUGAGGACGAGGCGAUGGAUGCCUGUCUGAAUGUGAGGACGACAAUGGUAAUGAUCCAUGCGUCAUAUGAAGGCGACGGUCGCUGUCCAGGAAGGGAAUUGCGAGCCCGGUCGCUAUAACAGUACCUCGGCGUUGGGAGCCGAUCUCGAAAUAUGAGGACGACGGCACUGGGGGGCCGGUCCGAAAUCCAUGCAACGGUCGCCAUCCGGUAAAGGAAUGGCUACGACCGGUCUUAAGAUAGAGCAUCACACCAUGGCCGAGGGGCUGGUCGUGAUGUGAAGACGACGGCGAUGAGGAGCCGUUCCUACAAUCCAUGCAACGGUCGCCAUCCGAUAAAGGAAUGGCUAAGACCGGUCUUGACAUAGAUGAUCAUGCCAAGGCCGAGGGACCAGGCGUGACUUGAGGAUGACGGCUAUGAUGAAGCCGAUCCAAGUAAAUGAUGACGAGGCGUUGGUGAAGUCGUGCGUCAUGUAGUGGCGAUGGUCACCAUCCAGGAAGGGAUGGUGAGCCCGAUCGCUGGCUCAAGACUCUCGGCGCUGAGGAAGCCGGUCUUGAGAUAGAUGAUCAUGCCUUGGCCGAGGGGUCGGGCAUGAUUUGAGGACGACGGUGCUGAUGAAGCUGGUCCAAAUAAAUGAUGACGAAGGCAUUUGAUGAAGCCGUUCGUCGUGUAAACUCAAGGCUCUCGGUGUUGAGGAUACCGGCCUUGAGAUAGAUAAUCACGUUGAGGCCGAGGGGCCGUUCAUUUUGAGGACGAGGGUCGCCAUCCAGGAAGGGAAUGGCGAGCCCGCUCGCUGGCCCAAGACAUUCGGCGUUGAGGAGGCCGGUUUUGAGACGAAGGAUCACGUUGAGACCGGGGGGUCUUCCGUGAUCUGAGGACGACGGCGCUGAUGAAGUCGCUUCUCGUAUGAAGGCGAGGGUCGCCAUCCAGGAAGGGAAUGGCGAGCCCGCUCGCAAGCUCAAGACGCUCGGCGCUGAGGAGGCCGGUCUUGAGAUGAAGGAUCACGUUGAGACCGGGGGGUCUGCCGUGAUCUGAGGACGACGACGUUGAUGAAGCCUCUCCUCAUAUGAAGGCGAGGGUCGCCAUCCAGGAAGGGAAUGGCGAGCCCGCUCGCUAGUUCAAGACGCUCGGCGCUGAGGAGGUCGGUCUUAAGAUGAAGGAUCACGUUGAGACUGGGGGGUCUGCCGUGAUCUGAGGACGACGACGCUGAUGAAGCCGCUCCUCAUAUGAAGGCGAGGGUCGCCAUCCAGGAAGGGAAUGGCGAGCCCGCUCGCUAGUUCAAGACGCUUGGCGCUGAGGAGGCCGGUCUUGAGAUAGAUGAUCACGCCUUGACCGAGGGGUCGGGCAUGAUUUGAGGACGAUAGUUCUGAUGAAGCCGCUCCUCGUAUGAAGGCGAGGGUCACCAUCCAGGAAGGGAAUGGCGAGCCUGCUCGCUAGCUCAAGAUGCUCGGCGCUGAGGAGGCCGGUCUUGAGAUGAAGGAUCACGUUGAGACCGGGGGGUCUGCCGUGAUCUGAGGACGACGACGCUGAUGAGGCCGCUCCUCCUAUGAAGGCGAGGGUCGCCAUCCAGGAAGGGAAUGGCGAGCCCGCUCGCUAGCUCAAGACGCUCGGCGCUGAGGAGGCCGGUCUUGAGAUGAAGGAUCACGUUGAGACCGGGGGGUCUGCUGUGAUCUGAGGACGAUGGCGCUGAUGAGGCCGCUCCUCCUAUGAAGGCGAGGGUCGCCAUCCAGGAAGGGAAUGGCGAGCCCGCUCGCUAGCUCAAGACGCUCGGCGCUGAGGAGGCCGGUCUUGAGAUGAAGGAUCACGUUGAGACUGGGGGGUCUUCCGUGAUCUGAGGACGACGGCGCUGAGGAGGCCGCUCCUCCUAUGAAGGCGAGGGUCGCCAUCCAGGAAGGGAAUGGCGAGCCCGCUCGCUAGCUCAAGACGCUCGGCGCUGAGGAGGCCGGUCUUGAGAUGAAGGAUCACGUUGAGACCGGGGGGUCUGCUGUGAUCUGAGGACGACGGCGCUGAUGAGGCCGCUCCUCGUAUGAAGGCGAGGGUCGUCAUCCAGGAAGGGAAUGGCGAGCCCGCUCGCUAGCUCAAGACGUUCGGCGCUGAGGAGGCCGGUCUUGAGAUGAAGGAUCACGUUGAGACCGGGGGGUCUGCUGUGAUCUGAGGAGGACGGCGCUGAUGAAGCCGCUCCUCAUAUGAAGGCGAGGGUCGCCAUCCAGGAAGGGAAUGGCGAGCCCGCUCGCUAGCUCAAGACGCUCGGCGUUGAGGAGGCCGGUCUUGAGAUGAAGGAUCACGUUGAGACCGGGGGGUCUGCCGUGAUCUGAGGACGACGGCGCUGAUGAGGCCGCUCCUCCUAUGAAGGCGAGGGUCGCCAUCCAGGAAGGGAAUGGUGAGCCCGCUCGCUAGCUCAAGACGCUCGGCGCUGAGGAGGCUGGUCUUGAGACGAAGGAUCACGUUGAGACCGGGGGGUCUGCCGUGAUCUGAGGACGACGGCGUUGGUGAAGCCAGUCGUCUGAAGACGAAGGGGGCGGAGCCGGUCCUAUGAUGAGGACGGUGAAGCCGUACCUAUAAUGAAGGAAGACGUUGAGCGCUCGUCUGAUCCGCAUAUAUGAUCUUGCUUCGUCCAUAAUGCAUAGUAUUUGCCUGAUAUGUACUUAGCCAAAUAUGUGGCUUGAUUUGUGGGGAUUUCAUUUUUAUUGCUCGAGACCGGCGAGUGCUCGGUCCUCGGCUUCCCUCUUUUGAUUUGUGGGGAUUUCGCUCGAGGCCGGCGAGUGCACGGUCCUCGGCUGUCCCUCUUUUAAUUUGUGGGGAUUUCGCUCGAGGUCGGCGAGUGCACGGUCCUCGGCUGUCCCUCUUUUAAUUUGUGGGGAUUUCGCUCGAGGCCGGCUAGUGCACGGUCCUCGGUUGUCCCUCUUUUAUUUCUUCCUCUACUGCUAUGAGCGAGGAGUGGGGGUCCUUCUUUCAGGCUCGACCGAGGGGGUUGCUAUUCCCUCGGCCGAUAGGGAGUCCAGGAGGGCAACUGUCCGGCCUCUGGCGCUGGCGCGUCCCUAGACCUUGGGGGGUCCCGUCGUCUAUUUAUGGCGUGGGCUAGGCUUUUGGUCGGUUACCGACGGAUGCCGUUUCCCAACCCCAAGUGUGGGGAUUUUGUCACCUCGGCCAUUCUUUCAGGCCUGUCGUAAUGCGAUUUAGUGCGAAGACGACGCGGUGAGCUUCCCAUUUCAAGACGUGGGCCGUUUGCGGGCCCCUCACCCUGGAACAUCGUCGGCCAUGCCUGAGCGUUUCGCUCGAAGGGGCCAGGACGAUGUGCUGUUUUGUGUGGCGUCGUCGGCCAUACCUGAGCGUUUCGCUCGAAGGGGCCGAAGCGACGUGCUUUGUUGUGUGGCAUCCUUUACUUAAACUUUACAAGAAAUAAGCAGAACACAAUAGGUGCGUUGUUUAUGGCAACGGCUUUUAUUAGGGUCAGUGGCUCGAGGCCGAGGGGGUAACCUUCUGAACAACUCGUACAAGAGUUAGCUUCCCAAUGAGUUUCUGACCUUGGGGUGGGGGCUCUGCCGUCGGCACCCUCUUCGGAUUGCUGGUAGAACUUCACCAUGGAGGCCCAGCCGUCGGCCGUGCGCCCCUUCGAGGAAGGACGCAGUCAGCGGAUGUGACGCUUCUUCAGUUGGGGCUCCUCGAAGUCCUCGUCAUCGCUGAGCUUCCCAAUUUCAUGCUUCUUCGUUGAGGUGUCCCCUUCCUGAUUGCCGGCGGAGUUCCUUGAGGUAACUUUGACAAAUUGGUGGAGUUCACCCCGUUGAAUCAAGCGCUCAAUGGCUUUCUUCAGCGCGACGCAGUCGUCUGUAUUGUGGGAGGUGUUCUUGUGGUAACGACAAUAAGUGCCACCCUGGUGGACAGCGUAGACUUCAGUGGCUGACCGGGGAUCUUUAGGGAUGAGACCUUGCUCCUCCGCAUAGUCAAAGAUGGUAUCCACCGAGUGCGUGAGCGUAGUCCUUGGGACGUCCGUCCUUGGCUGCCAUGGGCGCUCCUUCCGAUUUCGGCGGGCAUGGCCCCCGGCCGAGGAUGCGUUUGGAGCCGACGCCUCGUCUGACCUCUUUGAUGGUUGGCCUACAUCCUUCUUGCGGGAGUGGAGCUCAUCGGCGUCAGCGUACAAGCUCCCUCGUUGGAGUGCCUUGGUGUAUGACCUUGGCGGGUCAGUGAUGAGGCUCCUCGCAUAGGGGCUGCUGCGGAGAACACCUUGGAAGAGGACGAGGAGGGUGCGCUCAUCGGCACCUUCAACCUCGUCUGUCUCCUUCGUCCAUCGGUCGAUGAAAGACCGAAGUGAUUCAUCGUGUUGCUGCUUGAUGGAGAGGAGGUGGGAGAAAUGUUUUUUCACGCGUUUCCUUCCGGCGAAGUGGGUGAGGAAGCGUUGGGCAAGAUCCUGCCACGAAUCUAUGCUUCCUUCGGGGAGCGCGUUGAACCACUCGUACGUUGGCCCUUCAAUAGUGGAAAGGAACCAACGGCAGAGGUAGUCAUCUGAUGCGUUCACCAUCAGCAUGUUGUUUUGAUAACGGCUGAAGUGCUCCUGGGGGUCAGAGCGGCCGUCAUAGGGCUUGAUGGCAUUCCCUCGGUACUUCUCGGGUAUUGGGGCCGAGAGCACCCUCGUGGUGAAGGGAGUUUUUGUUCUGAUUUGGAUGAUGGGGUCACCACGUCCGUCGGCCAGCUCCCUCUCCAGGGCGCUGACCUUAAGCAUGAGUGCGUGGUAACCUGGACCCUCGGAUGAGUUGGCCGUAGGGAUGGUGGCCGCUUGUCUAGCCUCCAUCUGGGCCAGUCUCCUUUCCAGCUGGGCGAUGACCUCGUCCCGAGGGUCCUUGGCGGCCGUAGUGGCGCCUUGCUGGUUGCGCACGCGAGCUUCUUGAGUCGUGUUGAUUCGAUGACGCGCAUUGUCCUCGUGCAAUUUUCCUUUGCCUUUGUCGAGGCGGGGCCGAUCCGCUGUCCGGGAUACGGACCCCAAGCUUUUCCUUGGUGAGCCAGGCUCACGUUCACCAAUCCGUCCCGCCAUCCUCUCCGAAGCAGGCCGACGACGCGUGUCACCUAGCCUAUUAAAGGCUGAGGCUUUUCCACGCGCUGGGGCCGGUCCAGCUUAAAGUGGGGAAGCAGGGUGGGAGUGGGAUGACGACGUGUCCUGGGGCACCACCCCUUCGUCGUUGCCCAUCCUGAUGGCCAAUGGCUGGGGAUGAGGAGGCGGUGUAGUGUUCUCCCCAGUCCUUGGCAUGAGUGCUCUGAGGACGGUGGGGUUCUGGGCCAAGCUGGCGAUGAUGGCCGAGAGCGCGGCCUGAAGCUGAGGGUCAACGGCAGGAGAGGCCGGUUGCGCCGAGGCAUUGUCACCUUUCUCUGCACGCUUCUUGUCCAAGCCGAUGCGGGCGUCAGGGGCGCCGCCGUUGAGCUUGUUGCGCAGGUCACCUGCGAGGUCGAUGGCUUCCUGGAAGACAUCCCCCUCGGCGGCCUUGUCGGCCGUGGCGUCCUCCUCGUGUUCCCUGUUCUCCUGAUCCUCAGGGAUGGCCUUGCUGACGAGGUUGCGGUUUGACCUAGUUCUUCCCAUGAUCAGUGGUUAGCUGUGCUUGGUAGCGACGAAGGAUGCUAACUUGAUUGUUCUAGCUCUCGACGAGAGCACCAAAUGAUGGAGUAUUAACUCCUAGAUUCUAGAGAGAAGUGAGAGCUAGAGAGAGAAGUAGUAUAUUUGCUUUGUAUUAGUGAAUUCUGAACCCUUACAACUACUCCCAAGGGGAGUAUUUAUAGAGAAAAUUAGGGCUGGGCUCCCAAGUCUUGGGCUUGGGAGGCCCAUUUACAAUAGGGGCACUAAUGGGCCGGAUACAAAGUGUAUAGAAAUGAUAAGUAUAAAAUCCCGUUCUAGAGGUUAUCUAUGGAUGACGAGGGCAUGGCCGAUGAGGGCAUGGCCGAUGAGGUCACCCGGUUCUCCUGACUUCUGGAUCAUAUUCUGGGUGGCCUUCUUUCUGGCCGAUGAGGGCAUGGCCGAUGAGAGCAUGACCGAUGAGGUCACCCGGUUCUCCGGGCUUCUGGAUCAUAUUCUGGGUGGCCUUCUUUCUGGCCGAUGAGGGCAUGGCCGAUGAGAGCAUGGCCGAUGAGGGAACCCGGUUCUCCGGGCUUCUAGAUCAUAUUCUGAGUAGACCUUUUCCUGGCCGAUGAGGGCAUGGCCGAUGAGAGCAUGGCCGAUGAGGGCACCCGGUUCUCCGGGCUUCUGGAUCAUAUUCUGAGUAGACCUUUUCCUGGCCGAUGAGGGCAUGGCCGAUGAGAACAUGGCCGAUGAGGGCACCCGGUUCUCCGGGCUUCUGGAUCAUAUUCUGAGUAGAUCUUUUCCUGGCCGAUGAGAGCAUGGCCGAUGAGAGCAUGGCCGACGAGGUCACCCGGUGAUCGUGGUACCUUCUGUUCUUCUGAGUAUGUGGGUCUUGGGGCCUAGACCCAUAUACUCCAUCAAGUAUAUUGAUGAAAUUUACUAUGAAUACAAGUGUGUUGUUGAGUUUUCUAUCAAGAAUCAUCUCACUUUCCUCAGUCGAUCUUGUUCUAUUUAAACUAAAAUCCUCUAGCUAAUGGUCUAAUUGUCCACAGGAAAAGCUCCCCACUUCCUCCUUUUAUGCAGUUGGUUGCUCAUUCUUAUUCGAAUUUGAACUCAUCCCCUGCGGCCUGCUUUUUCGUUACUUGGGCUGCAAUCCUUCACGAGAAUAAAUUAUAAGAACCUGUAAAACAUUCUCCUAGGCAUGGACCACCCGCAUCGAUAAUUUUUGGCCCAACAUACAUGUGAGAAUAACCGGUGAGAAUAAAAAUAUCCAAUGAAGUUCAUAAAAUAAAGGCGAGAAUCACUUUAUAAUUAUUUAAAAUAUUUGGGCAAAAGUAACAACACGAGUAUCAGAUAAAAAGAAAAAACAUUACUAAAAAAAGUUUCUCGUAGAACAAUGUGAAACAAAUCAUCAAUAAUCGCUUCAUAGGCAACUUUCUUUCGAAUAAUAAAUAUGACAAACAAUAAAAUUAUCACAUAUAACAACACUGAACUUUCUUUUGAAAGGAUAAAUAAAAAAAUAUUACUAUAUAUUGAAUUCAUAAGUUGAGAAUGAUUUAUUGAUCGCUAAUGGGAGUCUAACGUUUGAAGAUUCGAAAGAAUGAAGGUUUUCAAAGAGACAAAAUAUUUGACCGCCAAGAAGACGCGCGCAAGAAGUCUGCCAAUUGGACGUCCUCUAAAACUACUACUAGGAACUCAGAUAUAGUUUAUUGAAAUUUGGAAACAAAUAAAUAAUUGGGAUGAAAUUUGAGAGAGAUAGGCUCGAAAAUAAUUAUAUAAAUUUGUUAUGUUAUAAUUAAAAUGAAUAAAAAGCCUUAAAGGCUAAAUAAAUGUGAAGACUGAAGAGACGUGUCUUUUAUUGAUGCAGCAACAAUUGUAUUGCUUUUAAAAACUACAUCCGAUCCUACUUAAAAUUAAUGUAUAUUUUCUUUUAUAAACUUGACUCUGUUUAAGACUUUUUAUUUACAUUUUAAAUUUUCAAAAUGUCAACAACUCAACAUAAUUAAACAUUAGACCUAAUUAAUUGAACCUAAAAAUAUAAUAAAAAAAGAAGUCUACUCACACUAUAUAUAAAGAAAAAAAUGGGCAUAUUUUUUGUUCUAUUUUUUUCGGGCCUAAGGCAGUCGCCCUUCUUGUCCCCCAGAACCGGCCCUGGAUGAGACAGAAGUGUAGGCGCAAUAUUUUGUAACAAGUUCUACAGAAUUGAUAGCCCAUAAGGGAAGCGACACAAUGAGCUAAAGAAAAUGGUUGGCAAACAGUUAUCAUUGAAUCAGGCGCUCAACAAAUUAAGAAUAGUGUACAACGAUCAACGAAUUAGGUCGAGUGGUGGGAGAUUUGGAACAAUGGACCAAGUUUCGAAUCCCCGCAGCGAUCGAGUGGAGGUCACAGAAUCUGAAAUAAGGUUGGGCCUCUGAUGCGCACGGGUGUAUGGACCUACUGCCAUUCUGCUGACUGAGUCACCGUGACUAACCUCUCCAUCAUCCUGUCCGGUCGGGGUGGGAGGCUCCUGAAGUGGGAGAUUACACAUUUUGGAACAAUCAACCAAUAAGGUUGCACAUGCGUUACCUAAGCAAGCUAUUUGUGAGUUCGAUACUCUGAUUAUUCUUGAUUUAUCUGAGAUUCAACCAUUUUGUAUUCGUGAUAUCCUCUUGAGGGAUAAUUAAUGAAUUUAUGUUUAUUUAAAAAAACUAAACUUGCCUGAUGGAUUGAUACAUAAUUUUUGUAACCGAGAAGCGAGUUCAUUUUGUUUUAUACUUAAAUCAUUGGAGCAUGUAAUUGUUUAUUGUCA
Cuscuta europaea is the source of this 9376-nucleotide messenger RNA. The record is from the annotation of a GenBank genome assembly. Lineage: Eukaryota; Viridiplantae; Streptophyta; Magnoliopsida; Solanales; Convolvulaceae.